Messenger RNA from Jatropha curcas, 2001 nucleotides. The record is from RefSeq and is a predicted model, not a curated record. NCBI's taxonomy places the organism in Eukaryota, Viridiplantae, Streptophyta, Magnoliopsida, Malpighiales, Euphorbiaceae.
AAACAAUUUGUCGAUAUCCGCUGCCAAUUACCUCGACAGGCCCCAAUCGCAAUCCUACUCAAUGUAACCCAAAGUGUCGAAUCAAUCGCGUUCCACGUCUAAGUCGCCAUAAGGAGACAAAUCCAAAUCAGGUGGGCAACAUAUUGGCGAGAACACUGUCGUUUUGUCUCGACAUCGAUAGCACUAACCUGUGUUGAUUUUGAGCUUCAGACGUUCAAGAAGAGUUCUUAAAAAAAUUUCCAAAUAAUGGCAACGUCGAAAAAGACGACGUCGUUGCUCUCCUCUACGCAGAAGUACGCCGCCGGAGCGUUAUUUGCGAUCGCUGUACACCAGGCCCAAAUCCAUCAAUCCCAACCGCUUGGCUUCUUUACGGAUGAUAACCCAACCGAGGAGGAGCAGCGAAUUAGUAGUAGCAGCAGUAACAGUAGCGAUUCUGUAUCCGAGGACCCUGACCUUUGGGUCCACAAGUAUUCGGGUUUGCUUCGUCCUGUUUUCAGGUUUUUAGAUGUUGAGUCUGCUGCUUGGCAUGGGCUUGAGGAGACUGCUGGCUCUUCUCCAGCUAAGCAUCACAUUGGACCUUUCUUGAGGUUGCUCUCUGAAGACGGCAAUGAUGCUAAUUCUCAUAGUUCAGAUCAGGAACUUGCUCUGUCCAAAGCUGUUGAUGUUAUGUCACAGACCAUGGAAACAAAUUAUGCAUCUUCCGAGCAGAAGAAGGAGAAGCAUCGAGAGUAUGAGCAUGAGUGUCGUGAAAAAUUAUCCACUAGUGAGGUGCAAUCAGACUCUGAAAUUCUUACGCAACCCUUACCAACAACACAAGAGAGAAGCCGUAAUGUGGUUGGCGUUAGUGAUGCAGAUGAUGGGUCUGAAAGUGGAGUUGAUGAGAAACCCAUUGAAGAGGAAAAAAUGCUUAGUUAUCCUAGGAAAAUAAUUGUUCUCUAUGAGCUUCUUUCAGCUUGUUUGGCUGAUAAACGUGAUGAUGAUAAAAAAUGUAUGCGGCGAAGAAAGGGUUAUGAUGCUCGACAUCGAGUAGCUCUGAGAUUGCUGGCAACUUGGCUUGAUAUCAAGUGGAUAAAAAUGGAAGCGAUUGAGACAAUGAUUGCUUGCUCUGCAAUGGCUAUAGCAAAAGAGGAAGAAUCAAAGGCAGAAGGAAGUCAAUCCUCUAGAAGCAAGUGGGCUAAAUGGAAGCGUGGAGGUAUCAUUGGCGCAGCUGCAAUAACUGGAGGAACCUUGAUGGCUAUUACUGGAGGAUUAGCUGCCCCAGCAAUUGCUGCAGGAUUUAGUGCUUUGGCUCCAACAUUGGGCACUCUUGUUCCCGUGAUUGGAGUGAGUGGAUUUGCUGCUGCUGCAAGUGCUGCUGGAACAGUUGCUGGUUCUGUUGCUGUUGCUGCAUCAUUUGGAGCUGCUGGAGCUGGACUUGCGGGGACCAAAAUGGCUAGGAGAACUGGAAGUGUUGAUGAAUUUGAAUUCAAAGCUAUAGGGGAAAACCAUAACCAAGGCCGGCUAGCAGUUGGGAUUAUGGUCUCGGGGUUUGUAUUUGACGAGGGAGAUUUUGUAAGGCCUUGGGAAGGACAAAAUGACAUUUUGGAGAGGUAUGUGUUGCAGUGGGAAUCUAAGAAUCUUAUUGCAGUCAGCACUGCCAUUCAAGAUUUGCUUACUUCAAGUAUUGCAUUGGGGUUAAUGAAGCAAGGUGCAAUGAUGACUGUGUUAAGCACUCUUGUGACCGCCUUGGCCUGGCCAGCAACUUUACUCGCAGCUACUGAUUUUAUAGAUAGCACUUGGACAAUUGCUAUUGACAGACAAAGCAGGAAAAUUGCUAGCUGAUGUGUUAUUGAAAGGACUGCAAGGGAACAGGCCCGUGACACUUGUGGGUUACUCACUUGGAGCUCGAGUGAUUUUCAAGUUCGAUGUUACUGGUAUUAUUGAAGGCCACUCUUCAUAUCUACGGGCUACACAACAGAUUUUGGAACAACUUGAAUUGGAUGCUUAUUAUCUUGUUUUCAG